Messenger RNA from Oncorhynchus tshawytscha (Chinook salmon), 1639 nucleotides. It is a transcript of the gene egln1b, whose product is annotated as egl-9 family hypoxia-inducible factor 1a. Gene Ontology annotation, biological process: peptidyl-proline hydroxylation to 4-hydroxy-L-proline; cellular response to hypoxia. NCBI's taxonomy places the organism in Eukaryota, Metazoa, Chordata, Actinopteri, Salmoniformes, Salmonidae. Gene Ontology annotation, molecular function: ferrous iron binding; peptidyl-proline 4-dioxygenase activity; L-ascorbic acid binding. Gene Ontology annotation, cellular component: cytoplasm; nucleus. The record is from RefSeq and is a predicted model, not a curated record.
AGCCCAGAGGCGUAAUCGUUAUCAUUCCGAUUUGCAACUAAAACUAGAGUUUCUAUUGGACAAAUGCAGGUAUAUCCCGCCCCGUUUUGUUCGCUUCCGUUUAAGAAACGUUUUGUAACAGAAUCUGCGUAAAUAAUACGCUCGGAGAGAGAUAAGGCGUCGUAACACUGACGGCGUUAUGCGACACAGUCUGAUCGAUGGCUCCGUGCUACAAAACGUCCCGAACACUGGAAUUAUCCAAAUGUUGGGCUCGAACGCACCUAAACUCUUAUUACCGUAUAAAAUAAAGUAAACAACGGAAUACGUGUGAUGAAAUUAUCAGGAGCUGGUUUUCCGUUUCACUCGGUGUGGCGUGGCAGGCUGGGCUCGAUCUGUGUGUGGAUCACUUCCAAACUAAAUCAGUAACAGGACGCGUGUAAAUGAUUGGAUUUAAAGACCGUAACACACUAGUUAGCUAACGUUACUUCCAACUGCAAACAUGGAGACUAAACUUAAGACUGCAGCUCAGACUGCUCUGGACUUGGAGCGAGAAAGACAGUAUUGUGAACUUUGUGGGAAAAUGGAGAAUCUCCUGAAGUGCGGCCGGUGUCGAAACUCGUUUUACUGCAGCAAGGAGCACCAGAAGCAGCACUGGAAAAUGCACAAGGUGAAUUGUAAAGAAUCCGAGGUAAAACCACAGGUUUCAAAACAGAAGUCUGCUGAACCUCAGGCACCGUCCGGGGGGAUAGAGGGACAGACACUACCGUCACCACAACUAAAGACACGCGUCCAACCCGACAACACCGCAUCUCCGAGCGGAGAGACAAGAAUGAAAGGUUUUAUAACUAACGCAGAGUGCGCUGGCUCCUCAGUCGGGAAACCAGGCGGGUCGAACACCAAACCCAACGGACAGACCACCACCCGGUCCACGCCUCAGAAUCUCGCCAUUGAGUACAUCGUCCCGUGUAUGAUAAAGCAUGGGAUAUGUGUUGUUGACAACUUCCUCGGCGGUGAAACGGCGCUGGCCAUCUUGGAAGACGUUAAAUUGUUGCAUAAAACCGGGAAGUUUACCGACGGUCAGUUGGUCAGUCAGAAAACGGACUCCACUAAAGACAUUAGGGGAGAUAAGAUCACAUGGAUCGAGGGCAGAGAGACCGGAUGUGAGAAGAUCUGCUUCCUCAUGAGCCGGAUGGAUGAUCUGGUCAGACAUUGUAAUGGUCAGCUGGGAAACUUUACAAUAAAUGGAAGGACUAAAGCGAUGGUGGCGUGUUACCCAGGCAACGGGACCGGAUACGUACGCCAUGUGGACAAUCCGAACGGAGAUGGGCGAUGUGUCACCUGUAUAUACUACCUAAAUAAAGACUGGGACACCAACAUGGGGGUGUUCUGCGUAUCUUCCCAGAGGGUAAAGCUCAGUUUGCCGACAUCGAGCCUAAGUUUGACCGGUUGCUGUUUUUCUGGUCAGACAGACGGAACCCACACGAGGUCCAGCCCGCCCACGCUAUCAGGUAUGCCAUCACAGUGUGGUAUUUUGAUGCUGAUGAGCGAGCCAGGGCUAAAGAGAAAUACCUAACAGGAGCUGGAGAGAAAGGAGUGAAGGUGGAACUGAACAAACCAUCAGACCCCAGCUAGUGAGAGAGGAGAGCGGAGAAAAGAGAGA